AUGUGGGCUUCCCUUUCCACUUUCUUCUUCGCCCCAUCCCUAGGCCAGAUUCCACAGCCUGUUAUUCUUCACAUCAACAUAGUUUCCCCGACUUUCGAAGAGAUGACUGGUACACUCGAACUACGCACGAUUGUGGAAGCCCUAUUCCAUGAACUUGAGUCAGAAGACGUCAAAUACGAGCAUGUGUUGAUUAUGGGGCAAGAAGCCCUUGCCCUGGCCAAAGAUCGGGCUGGUGAGCUUACCGUGGCAUCGGCAGCCACGGAAGCUAUCCUGGAGGCCGAGACCAUGGUCUUGUGCCUGCAAUCCAUCGUCGACUUUUGUGCCCUGCAACUAUUGCUUUCCUAA
This is a messenger RNA of Penicillium cosmopolitanum, 345 nucleotides long. RefSeq lists its product as uncharacterized. Lineage: Eukaryota; Fungi; Ascomycota; Eurotiomycetes; Eurotiales; Aspergillaceae. The transcript has 2 exons. Bases 1 to 345 code for a protein of 114 amino acids. The record is from RefSeq and is a predicted model, not a curated record.